Fusarium pseudograminearum CS3096 is the source of this 582-nucleotide messenger RNA. RefSeq lists its product as uncharacterized. NCBI's taxonomy places the organism in Eukaryota, Fungi, Ascomycota, Sordariomycetes, Hypocreales, Nectriaceae. The record is from RefSeq and is a predicted model, not a curated record. The coding region runs from base 1 to 582 and encodes 193 amino acids. The transcript is spliced from 3 exons.
AUGGUGUCUCUACUACAUACCGCCAACCGUUCAGGAAAAAGCUGGCUGAAAACUCCAGUCAACAUCAAACGUCUCUUCAUACGGGACGUCACCCCCACUAUAUGUUUUGAUGACUGCAGAGCAAGACCGUGGUUCUCACCUUGGGGCCUCAAUCUAUCUCAAAGACUCUGGAGGCCAGACUCCAAGUCGGGACCAGAUAUAGCCACAAUCGUGGGACCUGUUGUUCCGUCCGUCGUCCUGUUACUGUUGGUUGGCUUUCUUGGGCUUCGUUGGUUCAAGCGAAGGCGAGUAAACAAAGCCGCAACAGGUCCUACGCUCGAUGAAGAAGAGCCCGGGGAAUACAAGCCACAGCUACAUUCUGACUGCAUUAUACGCCCGACUUUUGAGUUGGAAGGGUCUGUGCCUACGGUAACUGAUGAUACUGUUCACACAAAACACGAGGCGGAAAUGGCUGCGAACGAACCAGCAGCACACGAGAUGUCAGGAGAUAAGAAGAUCUCGAGGAAGCUAGUUGGCCUCCAGGUCCCUGGUGGUGACCAAGUAUCAGAGGAUCGGCGCGAUAGCACCGACUUGGCCGAGUAA